Molecule: messenger RNA, 1038 nt
Organism: Dentiscutata erythropus
Lineage: Eukaryota; Fungi; Glomeromycota; Glomeromycetes; Diversisporales; Gigasporaceae
Source: the annotation of a GenBank genome assembly
AUGUCUGAAUCAUUAUCUCUUAAAAACUGUAAAGAUCUUGUUAAACUCUUACUUAUUAUUGUAUUCCUUUUAUAUUUGGCAUAUCUUAUAUAUAAGGUUAUAACAGAUAUUCCAACUAAUUCAACCGGAUAUGCUAUAGUUGAUGAAUUGGAUGCUCCCGAUAUAGAAAUAUGCUCGAAUUCCGGAAGUUUGAUCUUGCGUUGUGACUUCAAAUGGCUCGACCAGACAGUUACUAGGAUAAAUAAUUGUAGUGAUUAUAUUAUUAAUGAAGUAGUCAGUCUUGGUGCCCAUCGAAAUGCUUGCAAGACAUUCAAGGCCAACAAAACCAUCAAAUAUACAGAUCCUAAUAAGUCAUUAAAUGGUUUGAGAGAGAUUGGUUUUUACUUUAAUAUUCCAAACAUAAGUGCAGAAGAAGCAACCAGUAUUGGCAUAGCUUCUCUUUCCAUACAGCUGACUUCUCCUGAUUUCAACCCACUGCUGAAUCCAGAUCAAGUUAUAAGUAAUAUGGACAAGGCCGUUUUGUCAAAUCUGGUACUUCUAUGGGAUUUUAUUGCUGGAAUGGCUAAUUAUGCUGCAGUGGUUAAAUUUAGGACAAUUGCUUAUAAGUCUAUUCUUCCGAAUGAUGCCAAUGCAAUCAUCGGAUUGGCUCCAAAACAUCAUGUUACCUAUUAUUUAGAAAGCGAUGCCCAUUAUUUUCCUUUUAAUAGUAACACAACGAGAUUACCAAAUGGUACAACUAGCUACUUUUCUGUAGCUGCUGGUAGUUUUAUUCAAGAACAAACCAUUGAGCAACGUUCGUACACAGUUUUCAGUGCCCUUGCAGCAGUCGGUGGCUUUUCUGGCAUCCUAUUAGGUGUUUAUGCGUUUUUGUUUGGGAAAUCUAUAAAACCAUAUGGCUAUGUUCAUAGUUUAUUUGAUAGUGUACCUAAAUUUUAUACAAAUACAGAUGAUAAUAUUAAUUCUCGUGUUGCUUUAAUUGAAGAAUAUUUACAAAACUUUAUGCAUAUUAAAAGGGAUGAUGAGGAUAAAGAAGUUUAG